Molecule: messenger RNA, 975 nt
Organism: Lathyrus oleraceus (garden pea)
Lineage: Eukaryota; Viridiplantae; Streptophyta; Magnoliopsida; Fabales; Fabaceae
Exons: 5
Coding region: 1-975 (324 amino acids)
Biological process (GO): activation of innate immune response
Molecular function (GO): zinc ion binding; double-stranded DNA binding; RNA binding
Source: RefSeq, a predicted model, not a curated record
AUGGAUAACUGUGUUAUAUCCUCUCAUUACAAGAGUGUCAGUGAUAAGAGAAGUGGUAAUCAAAAUCGCAGAAAUCCAUAUAUUGUUCCCUAUGGUAAAGGUAAACAGAGGUUUCAGCAGAAGAAUAAUGGUGGGAAGAGUCAUAGUGGGGGAGGUGCUCAUGCUGCUCUCAAAUGUUUCAAAUGUGAGGUUAAUGGUCAUCGUGCUUUAGAGUGUACUACCUUGAUAUGCUUAAAUUGUGGAAAGGAAAGGCAUACCUGCGUUGAAUGCAAUAGUGUUGUGGUAACUUGUUUCAACUGUGGAGAUAAUGGUCAUAUUACCGCACAAUGUCAGAAGCAUAAAAAGACUCAAGAUGUGAAAGUUGGUGCAAAAGUAUUUGCUCUCAGUGGUGCAGAGGCCUCUAAAUUUGAUAAUUUGGUUCGAGAGACUGGGCCUUGUGGUGUCUACUAUGAAUGGAAACAUGGUUAUCGAUACUCCAACGAAUGGGUACUUUGGCAUCGACUUAGCUUUGGGCAUCGUACUUUAGAGUGUACUACCUUGAUAUGCUUAAAUUGUGGAAAGGAAAGGCAUACCUGCGUUGAAUGUAAUAGUGUUGUGGUAACUUGUUUCAACUGUGGAGAUAAUGGUCAUAUUACCGCACAAUGUCAGAAGCAUAAAAAGACUCAAGAUGUGAAAGUUGGUGCAAAAGUAUUUACUCUCAGUGGUGCAGAGGCCUCCAAAUUUGAUAAUUUGGUUCGAGGUACUUAUUUCAUUUAUGAUAUUCCUUUAAUUACUAUCAUUGAUAUUGGUGUGACACAUUCCUUUAUAUCUAUUGAUUGUGUUAAGAGACUGGGUCUUGUGGUGUCUACUAUGAAUGGAAACAUGGUUAUCGAUACUCCAACGAAUGGGUCGGGUAAAGAGACGUUGGAUGAUAUGCUUAUAGUGUGUAAAUUUCCAUAUGCAUUCCCCGAUGAUAUUACUGAUUUACCGCCAUAG